Molecule: messenger RNA, 266 nt
Organism: Dentiscutata erythropus
Lineage: Eukaryota; Fungi; Glomeromycota; Glomeromycetes; Diversisporales; Gigasporaceae
Source: the annotation of a GenBank genome assembly
UUUAUCAUUACCAUCAAUACCCAUUUCUUAACACUUUGGCUAUGCCAAUUUCUUAUAAUACGAUGAGUUCUGUAGUCAUUGAAAGUGCUGAAGUUAUUGAAAAUAUUGAAGCUACAGAGAAUGCUGAAGUUAUCGAAAAUAUUGAAGCUACUGAAAAUGCUGAAGAUAUGCAAGAUUCAGAGGAAUUGUAUAAUCAACUUAUAAGCACAACUAAGAAAACUCUUGAAAUUCUUGAAGACCAACAAAGUAAAAAAAAUUUUAAAUAG